Molecule: messenger RNA, 745 nt
Organism: Calliphora vicina (urban bluebottle blowfly)
Lineage: Eukaryota; Metazoa; Arthropoda; Insecta; Diptera; Calliphoridae
Exons: 3
Coding region: 56-685 (209 amino acids)
Source: RefSeq, a predicted model, not a curated record
CAAGUUAUACCGAUACAGUCAUAAUACAAUUAUAAACAAUAAUUAAGCAAAAAAUAUGGUUUUUCACGCUCUAAUCAAUACAUUUUUAUUGAUAACUAUAUUUACUAUGGUUAAUUCUGUACUUUGGAGUUGUUCUGAAGAUGGUGUGGCCAUGCCGGUCAUACCCAGUCAGGUGGCGGGAGUUUGGUAUGAAAUUGGCCGUUUGCCUAGCAGUGAUGUGCCGGCAUGUUUAAAAGUUAUAGCUCCUGAGACCAAGUUAGACGGUAAUUAUACAUUACAACUGGACUAUAUAAAUAAUGUCAAUAAUGGUUGGCAGCCUACUGAGGAAUCGUUAGUGUUUCCUUGGAAUGAAGCUAAAAACGGCAAUUUUAAUUUACUAUAUUCCGAUGGAAUCGUGAAGAUGACCGUAAAGUUCAAAUAUUUGGGUAGCAUGAAGGGAUACACUGUUGUUUGUGGUUACUCAGACUUUGCGUCCAGCGUAUCUAUCAUUCGUAUUUUAAGUAGAAACAAACUAGUUAACAGCACUGUAAAGGCUGAAAUUGAUGCACUUGCUAAUCAGUUUCAUAUUAGUCUCUCCCAACUGACAUGGGUACAACAGGAUGGAAGAUGCAAUGGAACAGACAAAUUGUCUGUGUUUGGUAUUGGAGUAUUGCUGUUUUUCUAUUUAGUGCAAAGAAUUGUCUAGAAUUAUUAUUUUAUUUGUUGCAAGAGCAUUUAGUAAAAGUUUGUAUUUUUAUUUGUUAAA